AUGGCUUUCAACUUCGGUGCAUCCAACCCCGCUGGGGGAAGCGCCGCUGCGGAGCUUGGUCCAGAGCUUCCCGAUGUUUUUACGGAUGAGGUCGGAUUCAAAGGCGUCUCUGGGGACGCAAAUAUCCGCUUCCUCCCAACGGCAUGGCCCGACGACGCGCUUCCUGCUCCUACUUCCUCACUUCUGGCUGUCGCACACACCAAAGGCCUCAUCGUUGGCGCUGGUCCAGAUACGCUGGUAAUCACCACCGCUGAUGUCGUGAGAAAGUCAAUCGAGGCGCCGGCUGGAGAAGAUAUGGAGAAAACGAAGCCGUUCCAACCCAUCGCCACAAUCCCCCUUCCUUCUCGUCCCACACAUGUGGCAUUCACUCCGGGAGACGAUGGCUUGAUUCUCGCCACGGAGAAUGGCCCCGGAAUCUCAGUUUUCGAUACAAACACCCUCAUGCAAGGGAAUGCGCAGCCAGCGAUUUCAAUCCCCACGAAUGGCGUGUCGCUCCGAGCACUGGCGCCAAACCCCGACCCUUCCUCCACACUUGUCGCCAUGGUCACUGUUAACGGCGAGCUUCUUAUCGCCGAUCUCAAGGCUGGGAGCCUAGUUCCUGGACCCAAUGGCCCGGUUCUCAAGGACGGCGUCAGUUGUGCUUCAUGGAGCAACAAAGGAAAGCAGCUUGUUGCUGGAUUGGCCGAUGGCACUGGAUACCAGAUGACCCCGGAUGGAACGAAGAAGGCCGAAGUUCCUCGGCCAUCUGAUUUGGAGGGAGAUUGCCACAUUUCAUCAAUCUCAUGGCUUGAAAACGAUGUUUUCUUCGUGACAUACACACCAAACAUUGCAGAGGAUGAUAUGGGAAUGAACCCCCCUUCUUCAUACUACAUCAUAACCCGCCGUAAGCAGGCACCGUUCCUCAUCCAAAAAUUGCCAGAAGUCUGCUCGACUAUGGGAUUCAUGCUGAAACGUGGCCCCGCAUUUCAAUUUAUCACCCGAAUCAGAGAUUACAAGCCUCACUUGAAAGAUGUCUUGAUCGUCGCAUCGACUGCGUCGACUGAUCUCGGCCUCAUCACGCGAUCUGACCAACCUCUGGCGAACGAUGAGCGAACCAAGCUUCAUGUUGGUCAGUUCAUGACCACAGAAGUAAGCGACGAUACCAAACGUGCUAGUGUUCCGUUAAAAGACUCUGGAGAUGAGACGUCAGUCAUUGGCCUGGCACCAAACCUGUCAGCCACAGAAAAUGUCAUUGCACCACUUGCGGGUUCUGAUAUCUUGGAGAGUUCGACGCCUCUUCCCGGGGUUCUUCUUUUGAACAAUGAUGGAAUUCUUUCAUCGUGGUGGUUCGUUUACGCUGAUUCCAUUCGUCAAAACAUCCCCUAUUCUGGGUUGAUUUCGUCUGGUCAGACAACCCAAGCUCCCACUCAGCCACAGGCUAUAGCUCCAACGCCGACCCCGGCCCCAGCCCCAGCCCCUUCACAGCAACCUGCGUUUGGCCAGUCCUCGUUUGGAACUCCAGCAUUCGGCCAGUCAGGUUUCGGGAAGCCGGCGGGAGCUCCUGCCUUUGGUACCCCAUCACGCAUGGGUGCUUCGACCAUGGGCGCAACUGCUUUUGGGAAACAAAGUACUCCAGCGUUUGGCAGUCCAUCCCAGCUUGGUGGAAGCUCUGCCACGCCCUUUGGAAAGCCAUCAACCCCGGCUGGUGCUCCCGCCUUUGGGAUCCCGUCCCAGCCGGGCGUAUCCUUCGGCACCCCUAGUACUCCUGGACAGCCAAAAUUCGGGACGUCUGGAUUUGGGGCCACAGGAUCUGGACUUGGACAGCCUAAUGCCCCAGCAAACCCAUUCGGGGCCAGUGGAGCAGCACCUAGCGGUGGCGGAUUCGGUUCUUACGCCAGUGGAGGCGGCCCCAGUGGCUUUGCAACAGCAAAGCCGACCGGGUCACCAUUUGCGGCGAAGCAGUCAGGCGAGUCACCGUUCGCCGCAACACAGUCAAAAGGUUCACCCUUCGCAGCCGCCUCUUCUGGUGAAAGUGCUUUCGCUAAGAGCUCUGCCUCACCCUUUGGAGCCAAACCUCAGACCUCGUUCCCACCCCCAGCUGCAAAUGAAGUCAAGAAUCCCUUUGGCGGCGCUGCGCAAGGUGGCUUUGAGCUCAAGUCUACGUUCAAGAGCCAAGUCUCGCCUGUCAAUGAUGAGCCAAAAGAAGACAAAUCUUCUUCCGGAGCAUUCUCAUUUGGUGGCUCCUUUGGUGAUAUGGUGUCAAAAUCCCGCCAGGGAAGCUCGUCGCCGAGUGAAUCAAUGGACGACACUGAAGAUAUUGAGCCAGUGAACAAGGAGACAUUCUCAAUUUUCGGCGGAGUAAGCAAACCUGCUUCACAGACUCCAACAUCAAUGUUUAGUUCAAAGACAACAACCCCGGCUGGGAACACUAUGUCGAUGUUUGGUCCCAAUGCCGACAAAAACCGCGUGACCAGUCCAUUGUCAGUACUGUCUGAUAAGACAGAGACACCCAAGAAGAAUUGGUCUAACACAUCAAGUAUCGAUGUGGAGGCACCAUUGCCACCGGAUUCUACCAGCCGGGCUAGCUAUGCAGCUGGAGAUACUUCUGCUUCCUCUAACGUGUCGAAUCUCUCUGUCGAGGAUGCCCCGCUUCCUCCCGAUUUCACUAAAGCGAAGAAGCCUUCACCGAAACCUGAAGAUGACGCUCCUCUCCCGCCUGAUUUCCUUUCGCAGAAGAAGCCUGCAUCCAAGACAGACGACGCUCCUCUUCCUCCCGAUUUCAUCACCAAGAAAAAGCCGGCCCUAAAGACGGAUGAUGCCCCUCUGCCUCCCGACUUCCUCACCCAGAAGAAGAUUGCACCCAAGACAGACGAUGCUCCUCUCCCCCCCGAUUUCAUCACUAAGAAAAAGCUGGCUCCGAAGACGGAUGACGCUCCUCUCCCUCCUGAUUUCAUCGCCCAGAAGAAAUCUGCAACCAAGACAGACGACGCUCCCCUUCCCCCAGAUUUCCUUAAAAAGCCCGAGGCUGCGGUUGUCCCCGAGGACGCACCUCUGCCGCCCGACUUUACCGCAAAACCAAAAGCCAAAUCUUCCGAAGAGGCAGUCCCAAUUCCAGAUGAAUCUGAUGAAUCAGGUAUCUCCGACGAAGACUCCGAGGUCGCACACGAGUCAGACUUCAGUGAUAGCGGCGAAGAAAUCACACACGACGAAGCAUUACUCGCCAAAUGCAAGCCAUCAGCUGAGAGUUCGUUCGGUGCAGUUUCUGAGCAAAGCUCCACCGGAGGAUUCUUCAGCAGUCCUGCUCGAAACACAGAUGACAAAGGCCGCCUUCCCCGGCAGCUAUUUGGGGAAAUGCCUAAGCAGCCGCUGCUUCCUCCCCCCGGUCCCAUUGCCCCAGGUAAUCGUGAGCCCUACCGGUCACCAAGCCCGGUUCGGGUCGGAGGGAAAAAGAAUGUGCUAUUCUCCGAGAAACCCCAUGCCCGUAAGGGGUCCACAGGUGCGCUGCACUCACGUAAGGCAUCUCUUACCCAGAUUGCCCAGCGUGAUGGCCUCAUGAGGAAGGCCAGCGAUCUUGCUCGCGAAGAGCAAGAGAAGCAAGCACGCGCACAUGCAGCAGCUCAACUUCGGGAAGAGGAUGCUCUAUCUUUGUCAGACGACGACGAUGAUGAUAGACUCCGCGAUGAGCUGGCUCAGCCCGUUGAGCCCGUUGAUACCCUGGAUCCAUUCCUACCCCACCAAAAUUACAUGGGCGAAACCGCGAAGCCAGGGAUUGCUGGUCAGGUCGAACGACUCUAUCGUGACAUCAACUCUAUGGUAGAUACAUUGGGCAUAAAUGCUAGGUCAUUGGCGGGAUUCCUCAUGUAUCAGCAGCCCAAUAAGCCCUCAGAUAUUGACGAGUGGGUAAUGGUCCUCAACAGCGACCAGCCCGCCGAUAUUCUCGACACGAAGAUGGCCUUGAAGGACAUCGAGCGAUUUGAAGAGAUGAUCAUUUCGAUUGGAGAAUCAUUGGACAAGCAGCGGGUGCAGGGAGUGGAUGAAAAACUCGAUGCAUGCCGUGACCUGCUCACAAAGCAGAUUGUCACCCUGCGAGGCCAGUUCGCAAGUAUCCGCAAGACCCUUGAUGCGCACACUGACAUCGGCGCUAUUCUCGAAGCACCACUUUCCGCCGAGCAAGGUGCGCUCCAGCAUGAUCUGCGCACCACAUUCACAGAUGUCCAGGUCAAGAUGGCCGCGCUUGAACAAGCAGUCUCUCUGCUGCGUGCCAAAAUUGCCGACAUUCCCCAGGCGAAUGGCGCAGGCAGGAACCGACCAACCGUCGAGGCUGUCACUAAGACCAUUGCUACAAUGAUGAGCAUGGCGGAGGGAAAGAGCACAGAUAUCGAUGUUCUCGAGGCACAGAUGCGCAAGCUCGGCGUGGACAUUGCUCCCACUGGGCCCCCAAGUCGCGAGGGUUCUCCCUUCUCUACUCCUCGCAAGAACAUUGCUGGCCGUAUUCCCAUGACUCCGGGAUCGCGAGGCUCAAUCGACGGUAGCGCCUAUCACACCCCCGACUCCGUCUCGCGCGGUCUCAACUUCCGGGCCAGCAUCAAUGGCUCGAUGAGACAGAGCCGUCUCCGCAGCGUGGAGGGUGCUGGUGAGCCUGCCCUCCUGCAAGAAGAUGUCAUCCAAUACAAGGCCAAGAAGUCACGUCGCCAGCACUUGAAUGCCAACCUGAAGAAGGCCUUCGAGGACAAACAGGCCAAGGUGCGCGGUGUCGAUGAAUGGUAG
Penicillium coprophilum is the source of this 4746-nucleotide messenger RNA. RefSeq names its product FG-nucleoporin NUP159. Bases 1 to 4746 code for a protein of 1581 amino acids. The record is from RefSeq and is a predicted model, not a curated record. The transcript has 3 exons. Gene Ontology annotation, molecular function: protein binding; structural constituent of nuclear pore. Gene Ontology annotation, cellular component: nuclear pore. Lineage: Eukaryota; Fungi; Ascomycota; Eurotiomycetes; Eurotiales; Aspergillaceae. Gene Ontology annotation, biological process: RNA export from nucleus; protein import into nucleus.